AUGACCAAACAAGUUGUGGAUUCCUUAGUUAAUCUGGGUGAGCUACCUUAAAAUUUAUUGUUUUUUUUCUUUAUUUGUGUGGAUACCAUAUUUACUUUAAAUGAGCUUGCUAGCUUCCACUUCUUUCUUUUGGACAGGACAUCAAGUUGGUGAACUGGCACAUGACUAUGUACCAGCCUUGAAACAGUGGGCCAGUUCAAAGGGAAUAAAAAACUCAUAUGAUAGCUGGCAUGGUAUGUACUAUUACAUGGCAGUCCUUGAUGGUGCGAAAGCAUAUAGGCAACUAAUUCUAGAUCCAAGUUUCCAUUAUCUUUCUCAUUUUCUUUGUGAAGGUGGGAAAGGUGUGAAGAAAGCUAUCAAAAAGAUGGCUAGUGGCCUUGUUCGAGAUGCUGAGAAGACUUGGUUUGCUAAAUUAUCGGAUAAAGGUAAUACUGCAUUAUGUCGAUUGCCUGAUGAUUCCCUAGUUCCUUGAGUUUUCAUUGAAAAAUAGAAUAGUGAGAAGUAUGUAACUAUUGUGUAUUUUUAUCACCUUGUGAAAUAAUGUGCUUUCAGUGAAAUGUACAAAGACACACAUUCAUUAUGCUAUGAAAAAUUGCAAUGAAGAUGCCACCAGAUCAAGAAACUGCAUUACCAACAUUGUGGAUCAUUACAAGGUAUCUUACUACAAUAAUAGAGUUUACUUUGCUGUUGAAAAUGGUUGAUUUCACAAAUAUAUUACCUGUUGCUUAUACUCUAUAUUAAACUUCUGCAGGGAAAUCAUAACAAUUGCCAUAGAGACUCUCGCUGUCAAGAAGAUGGUUAUGUUUGCAGCAAGAAACCUCUUGUCAGUGAAAGA
Molecule: messenger RNA, 835 nt
Organism: Porites lobata
Lineage: Eukaryota; Metazoa; Cnidaria; Anthozoa; Scleractinia; Poritidae
Source: the annotation of a GenBank genome assembly